AAUCAAUCAAUUAAGCACCACAUCAUGUCAUGUGAACAUAAUAUGAUGAAACUAUGAAUUCCUUCGGCUGGUUACACAUGAACUAAUUAAGUAAUAUCAUGAAUUGGCCUGUUCAAAGGAUGCAUUGCUGGGUCUUUGAUUGCCCUUUAAAAUUUAAUAAUGAGUCAUAAGUAUGGUCUGUGAUUUUGUGUGUGGCAUUUGGUCAUGGUGGGGUUGCGGAGGAAAUGGUAAAACGUCCAAUCCAUCAUAAACCAGAUGCAGACUUUGGGCCGCAGCCAGCAAACAGUACCAGAAAUCAAAAUCCAAUGCUUUGUGCAAGAGGGGCAUGAUGGCAUUGGGCGUGCACUAGCCAGUGGGAGCUGUGGGAGGUGGAGGUGUUGAUGCCUUCUGCUUUGAUUGCCUUCCAAGCCAAGCCAAACUCAAAAGUUUCAGUUACAAGAAGCAAAACAAAGCAAAAGAAAAGCAGGCCAGUAUAGAUCAAACACCCACUUUUUGGCUCUUUUUGCUGGUACCUUUUGGCAGAGUUGGAGGCUUGCUAGCUAGCUCAAAUUCUGCUACCGCUUUUAGCUGCACAGUGGAUUUUUUGUGUGUCUGUGUGAGGAGCUAGCUACCCAGGUGUGUCAAUACAGUUGACUUUCACCCUCAGCCGGCCGUCUUCCGCCACCCAUGGCAGCUGCCGGGCUGCUGCUUCUCCUUAUGCUGCUCUGUAGAGGAUUUCAGGCUAUGUCUUUGGUCACCGAUCCUCGCGACGCUGCGGCUCUCCGGUCUUUGAAGGACCAAUGGCAACACACACCACCAAGCUGGGAUAACUCAGAUGAUCCUUGCGGAGCACCCUGGGAUGGAGUCAUCUGCAGCGGUUCCAGGGUGACUACAUUAAGAUUAUCAACAAUGGGCCUUCAAGGGAGACUAGGUGGUGAUAUUGGAGGCCUCACUGAACUGAGAUCCUUGGACUUGUCAUCCAACCGUGGUCUCACUGGUUCAAUUUCACCACGGUUAGGCGAUCUACAAAAUCUGAACAUCCUAAUUCUAGCAGGCUGUAGCUUCAGUGGUAACAUUCCAAAUGAACUGGGCAAUCUUGCAGAACUAUCUUUCUUGGCCCUGAACUCAAACAACCUAACUGGUGGAAUACCUCCUUCUUUGGGUAAUCUCUCCAAAAUUUACUGGCUGGACCUGGCAGAUAAUCAGCUGACAGGAUCAAUCCCGGUUUCAACAUCCACAGCACCAGGCUUGGACCGCCUCCUAAAUGUAAAACAUUUUCAUUUCAACAAGAACAAGCUAUCAGGCACCAUUCCCCCCAAACUUUUCAGCUCUGAGAUGGUGUUGAUACAUGUGCUGUUUGAUGGCAAUAAUUUAACUGGGAGUAUCCCAUCCACAUUAGGACUCGUUCAGACUCUUGAGGUCGUUCGACUUGAUCGAAAUUCUUUGACAGGGAAAGUCCCAUCAAACCUCAACAAUCUCACAACCAUCAAUGAAUUGAAUUUAGCAUACAAUAACUUGAUAGGCCCAUUACCAGACCUAAUAGGAAUGGAUGCCCUCAAUUAUUUGGACCUUAGCAACAACUCGUUUGACAAAUCACAAGCCCCUGUUUGGUUCUCAACCUUACAGUCUCUCACCACCCUGGUUAUAGAAUAUGGAUCACUUCAAGGGCCUCUGCCCCAGAAACUCUUCAGCUUUCCACAGUUACAGCAAGUGAAACUGAGGAACAAUGCAUUCAAUGACACGUUGAACAUGGGUGACAGUAUAAGCCAGCAGUUGCAGCUUGUAGACCUGGAAAACAAUCAAAUUUCAUCAGUAACACUUAGUUCUGGAUACAAAAAUACAUUAGUACUUCUCGGAAAUCCAGUAUGUACUAGUCCUCUCUUAGGUACUGAUUUCUGCCAGCUUCAGCAGCAAACUAAAAAGCCUUAUUCUACCAGCCUUGCCAAUUGUGGAAGCAAAUCAUGCCCCACCGAUCAGAAUCUUAGCCCCCAGAGCUGUGAAUGUGCUUAUCCAUAUGAAGGGACAUUGUAUUUCAGGGCACCAUUCUUCAGAGAGUUGUCCAAUGUUAAUAUGUUCCAUUCACUGGAAAUGAGCCUGUGGGUUAAAUUGGGCCUUACCCCUGGUUCAGUUUCUCUUCAGAACCCUGUGUUCAAUAAUGAUGACUAUCUUCAAGUGCACUUAGAACUUUUUCCAUCCACUGGUAAAUUCUUUAAUCGAACGGAGAUUCAGAGGAUUGGAUUUGACCUUGGUAAUCAAACUUAUAAGCCUCCUCCACAAUUUGGACCCUACUAUUUCAUAGCAUCCCCUUAUGCUUUCCCAGCAACAGGCGGAGGAACUUCAAUUAGCACUGGCGUCAUCAUUGGGAUAGCGAUUGGCUGUGUCAUACUUCUUGUUGUGCUCCUUGGAGUGGGAAUAUAUGCCAUUCAGCAGAAGAAACGGGCAGAGAGAGCCAUUGAAUUAAGUAAACCAUUUGCAUCAUGGGCUCCAAGUGGCAAUGAUAGUGGUGGUGCACCACAAUUAAAGGGUGCAAGAUGGUUCUCUUAUGAUGAACUGAAGAAGUGCACUAAUAACUUCUCUGAAAGCAAUGAGGUUGGGUUUGGAGGGUUUGGCAAGGUUUAUAAAGGAAUGCUUUCUGAUGGGCAAGUUUUGGCAAUCAAAAGAGCUCAGCAAGGAUCAAUGCAGGGUGGGCUUGAGUUCAAGACUGAAAUUGAGUUGCUCUCGCGCGUUCACCACAAAAACCUGGUUGGCCUAGUGGGUUUUUGUUUUGAGCAAGGAGAACAGAUGCUAGUCUAUGAAUUUAUGCCUAAUGGAACACUUAGGGAGAGCUUGUCAGGGAGAUCUGGCAUUUAUCUGGAUUGGAAGAGGAGACUCCGUAUUGCUCUAGGCUCGGCUAGAGGAUUAGCCUACCUUCACGAGCUUGCUAAUCCUCCGAUAAUUCACAGAGAUGUCAAGUCAACCAAUAUUCUGUUGGAUGAAAAUCUAACAGCAAAGGUUGCAGAUUUUGGCUUGUCCAAGCUGGUAUCUGACAGUUCAAAAGGUCAUGUUUCAACUCAAGUAAAAGGCACCUUGGGUUAUCUGGAUCCUGAAUAUUACAUGACACAGCAGCUAACAGAGAAGAGUGAUGUGUACAGUUUUGGAGUGGUCAUGCUUGAACUUGUGACAGCUAAACAACCAAUUGAGAAGGGAAAGUACAUAGUCCGUGAGGUGAGGAUGGUGAUGGAUAAGAAUGAACAAGAGCAGUAUUAUGGGCUGGCAGAGAUCAUGGAUCCACUCAUUAAGAACACAAGUAGUACUAAUCUUGCAGGGUUUCGGAGAUUUCUCGAGUUGGCAAUGCAGUGUGUUGAAGAAUCGGCCUCGGACCGUCCAACAAUGAGUGAAGUGGUCAAAGCUAUAGAAACCAUUUUGCAGAAUGAUGGGCUGAACACAAACUCAACAUCUGCAGCUUCAUCUGCCACAGACUUUGGAGCUACAAAGGGUGCUGCUAAACACCCUUACAUUAAUGAAGCUCAGCUGCCAAGAAAAGAUACUAAUGAUAGUGAUGCAUUUGACUACAGUGGUGGGUACGCAAUCUCAACAAAAGUUGAACCCAAGUAGCACAUAUAUGAUAGAUCUUUCCUUAAUUUUUUUUCCCUUUUUCCUCAGGACUGUAAUUGUUCCAAUUUUACGUACAGCAUGCAAGUUUCUUGUGUUGACAGAGUUAGCCUAUCAAAUGUGGGGAAGUCACAAGUAAAGCCCAAAUAUUUCAUUUCCGUUAAGCUUGAGCUCAUUUUUUGUAUUCUAAUCAAGAAAAUGAUAGAUUUUGAUGAAUGUAUUUUUAUCUAAGAGAGAGAGAUAGAGAAAGAGAGAGAGAGAAACCCUCAACCAUUUGUAUACUCCAUCAACUCUACUUGCUUGAAAAAGUACAUUGACCA
Malania oleifera is the source of this 3890-nucleotide messenger RNA. RefSeq names its product leucine-rich repeat receptor protein kinase HPCA1. The record is from RefSeq and is a predicted model, not a curated record. Gene Ontology annotation, biological process: protein phosphorylation. Bases 667 to 3573 code for a protein of 968 amino acids. NCBI's taxonomy places the organism in Eukaryota, Viridiplantae, Streptophyta, Magnoliopsida, Santalales, Ximeniaceae. Gene Ontology annotation, molecular function: protein binding; ATP binding; protein kinase activity. The transcript has 19 exons.